UGACAAAUUCCGUAAAACGCCGAUUUAUUAUUUUCAGAUAGAAGAUGGCCCCACGUAAAGGAAAGAAGGAGACCAAGGAGGAGGUUCAGGUUCAGCUUGGACCUCAGGUUCGCGAGGGAGAACUGGUGUUUGGUGUUGCACACAUCUACGCUUCAUUCAACGAUACCUUCGUUCAUAUCACUGAUCUUUCUGGCAGGGAAACUAUUUGCAGAGUGACCGGAGGUAUGAAGGUGAAGGCUGAUCGUGACGAAGCAUCUCCCUACGCUGCUAUGUUGGCCGCCCAGGACGUUGCCGAGAAGAUCAAGACCCUUGGAAUCACUGCUCUGCACAUUAAGCUCCGUGCCACCGGAGGUAACAGGACCAAAACUCCCGGACCCGGAGCACAAUCCGCUCUCCGAGCUCUCGCCAGAGCAGGAAUGAAGAUCGGCAGGAUCGAAGAUUGCACUCCCAUCCCCUCCGAUUGUAACAGGAAGAAGGGAGGUCGUCGUGGACGCAGGCUCUAACUUUUAAUCUGAUAAUCUUGGAUAAAAACCUUGUGUUAUAUUUCAGA
Molecule: messenger RNA, 550 nt
Organism: Eurytemora carolleeae
Lineage: Eukaryota; Metazoa; Arthropoda; Copepoda; Calanoida; Temoridae
Product: 40S ribosomal protein S14a-like
Exons: 4
Coding region: 45-503 (152 amino acids)
Biological process (GO): maturation of SSU-rRNA from tricistronic rRNA transcript (SSU-rRNA, 5.8S rRNA, LSU-rRNA); translation; ribosomal small subunit assembly
Cellular component (GO): ribosome; cytosolic small ribosomal subunit
Molecular function (GO): mRNA 5'-UTR binding; structural constituent of ribosome; small ribosomal subunit rRNA binding
Source: RefSeq, a predicted model, not a curated record